This is a messenger RNA of Penicillium chermesinum, 864 nucleotides long. RefSeq names its product putative oligosaccharyltransferase subunit ribophorin II. The coding region runs from base 1 to 864 and encodes 287 amino acids. Gene Ontology annotation, cellular component: membrane; oligosaccharyltransferase complex. Gene Ontology annotation, biological process: protein N-linked glycosylation. The transcript has 4 exons. NCBI's taxonomy places the organism in Eukaryota, Fungi, Ascomycota, Eurotiomycetes, Eurotiales, Aspergillaceae. The record is from RefSeq and is a predicted model, not a curated record.
AUGCAUUUGUGGCAGGCCACUUCUAUCUGUCUGCUAGCUGCUGCAGCAGCUCCUGCUGCCGCUGCUGAUUGGGGGUUUGCUGAUGCCACCGUGGCAGUCCAGCCUAAGGGCGCUGGUGUUAACGGCGGAUUCAAAGAACAGCUCUCCAAAUCCACCCCCCUCUCCAAACCCGUCUCGCUCGCCGGUGCGGAUACAUUGCGCGUCACCUUGACGACUCAAGAAGGUAGCUCCGCAAAGCGACCACACCAAGCUUUCCUUCUCUUGAAGGAUACUCAGAGUGGGCUGGAUGUCUCGUACCCUUUUACUGUGAAGGAAAAUGGCAAAUCGCGCGUUGAAUUGACCCAGAAGGACCUGCCUAUCCAAUUCCUCUCCCUUGCCGAACCAGUCGAUGCACGGGUGGUUCUUGGCUCUUUCGGAAGCUCUACUCCUUAUGACAACUCCGUGUUCUCGCUCUCGAUUGAACGUAACCCCGAUGUGCCUGUCCCCACUGUGGAGGUGGCGCGAUAUGGCAAGCAACCUCAGAUCCACCACAUCUUUAAGGGCUCUCCUACCAGCCCUCCGGUGGCUAUUACUCUAGCUUUUGUCGGACUUGUCCUUGCUGCUCUUCCUCUUCUUGGUGGCUUUUGGCUUCUCCUCGGUGCCAACGUGAAACACCUCCCCGCGGCCCUCCAGUCGGCCCCUCUCCCUCAUGCCUUCUUCCUUGGGUCUUUGGUAGCCUUCGAGGGCCUCUUCUUUCUAUAUUACACAUCCUGGAACCUGUUCCAGACUCUCCCUGCCGCAGCUGCCAUCGGCGCGGUCGCGUUCGUGAGCGGCAGUCGCGCCCUUGGCGAGGUACAGGGCCGUCGGCUGGCCGGUCUUCGGUGA